CUCGCCAAUGAUUAUGCUGACCGGAUGGCCUCAUUUGCGCAGAACCAACGCGGGGUUAUUCCUUCGGGGCCACUGGCAACUUUCUCGAUGGAUGAUUACACUAUGUUUGCAUCCGGUCAUGGUUUUGUUGAAAAUAACUUGUCCUCUUUCAUCAUUUCUAGGCUCGAGGAUUCUUAUGCGUUGAGCGACUCCUUUCGUCUAGCGCGAGCCCUGACUAUUGCACUGUAUGACAGUCAUCACCUGCCGGACUUCCCGUACACUCGGGCAUCUAACUCUUUCUCUGGCGUCGUACAAUUGCAUACCCGGUCAUCACAACUUGAUACCGCAGGAGGUGCGGCAUCGAUGUUUUCGUGA
Molecule: messenger RNA, 354 nt
Organism: Suillus discolor
Lineage: Eukaryota; Fungi; Basidiomycota; Agaricomycetes; Boletales; Suillaceae
Exons: 1
Source: RefSeq, a predicted model, not a curated record